This is a messenger RNA of Caenorhabditis briggsae, 1689 nucleotides long. The record is from RefSeq and is a predicted model, not a curated record. Bases 1 to 1689 code for a protein of 562 amino acids. Gene Ontology annotation, molecular function: symporter activity. Gene Ontology annotation, cellular component: membrane. Gene Ontology annotation, biological process: transmembrane transport; sodium ion transport. Lineage: Eukaryota; Metazoa; Nematoda; Chromadorea; Rhabditida; Rhabditidae. The transcript has 13 exons.
AUGGAACUUGUGGAUUAUAUCCUCCUUGUGUUUUUCAUGGUUGGUAUAACUGGCUACGGUCUGUGCAAAUCACGAGAGCCACCGAAUAUUGCGCCCAGCACGCAGGCCACCAUAUUUGGUUCUGGGAUUUCUGUAAUCACAGGAGCUCUCAGUUUGUGCUCGGGAUUCAUCAGCUCCAUUUCGUUAUUAGGGUUCCCGGCGGAGAUUUACUAUCAAGGAAGCAUGAUGUUAUGGUAUAUCCCAAUGUACUGUAUCUCGUUUCCUAUUGUUGCGUAUGUAUUCAUUCCUGUGUUUUACAAUGCUAAACUUAUCACGGCGUAUCAGUACUUUGAGAAUCGUUUCAACUUUUCAUGCAGGAUGAUCACAACACUUCUUUUCGUCCUACAGAUGCUUCUGUACAACGCCGUCGCUCUCUAUGCACCAUCUCUUGCCAUCGCUUCCCUCACCGACAUUCCAAUUGGGGUCUCAAUAUGUAUUACUUCUUUGCUGUCAGCCGUGUAUAUCAGCUUGGGUGGUGCCAAAGCCGGAAUCCACACCUCUGCUGUUCAAAUGCUGGUCAUUUUCGUUGCCAUGUCAGCUAUCAUUGUGAUCUCUCUUAAACAGAUUGGAAUUUCCAAAGCGUACAGUAAUGUGAUCAGUGGAAAGAGGCUCAUCCUCAACGACUUCCGGCUCAACCCAACGAUUCGACACUCGGCAUGGAGUCUAUUAAUAGGAGGGUGUGGAAACAUCAUCGCGUUGUUUGGAGCUAAUCAAAUAUCAAUUCAGAAAUACAUGGCAAUGCCAACCUUGAAAUCUGCACAAAGAACGGCAAUGCUCAACAUCAUCUGCAACACAAUCAUUCUUGUACUGUACGUCACCGUUGGACUUCUUAUGUACGCCCACUAUCAAGCUUGUGAUCCGAGACUUUCCAAUAAAAACGACAUUUUCUCAAGAUUUGUAAUAGAUGUGAUGCCAAAGGGGAAAGGAGCAGUUGGCUUGAUUGCUGCUGCGAUCUACAGUGCUGGUAUUAGUACUCUCUCCGCCACUUUCACUUCCAUCUCGUCUAUUAUCAUCAACGAUGUGUGGGGCGUCAUUAGAGAACGACAUAAAAUGCCUGCUCUGGAAUACCAACAAAUUAAAAACGCAAUGAGGGUUUUGCCUAUUUUUCUUUCUUUUGUUUCAAUUGGCUUGGCGUUUGGAUGUGCGCAGUUCAAAGGAAUUAUUCUUCAGGCUAGCUUUAUAGUGUUUGGAGCCAUUGGCGGCCCAGUCCUCGGUUCUUUUGUUGUUGGAAUGUUCAUUCCACGAGUAAAAGGAGCGGCAGCAGUAGUUGGACUAUUAUCGUCGGUGAUGAUAAGCUUUGGAGUCUCUGUUGGAGCCACGAUUCUAAAAGUUAGACCAGUUUCACUAGAACUUGGUCAAUGCUCUAACCAGACCAACACGGUUUUCAAUGAGGGUCUAAUUGGAACCGUUACUUCGACACCAUUACUAUAUGGUAUCGAUCGAAUUUUUGCCGUAUCCUAUCAAUACUACAGUGUAAUCGCAGUAAUCACUAAUGUGGUUGUGUCCUUCAUUGUGCAGAUCAUUUUGGACUGGUGCUCUCGACCAACUGACACCCCUACUCGACAAAUGGCUCCACUGGAACUCACGUCGUCUUUGCUCCUCGACGAGCAACAUGACCCGAUGAAGCCGAGAGAGGACACACUUGCCUAG